Rotaria sordida is the source of this 351-nucleotide messenger RNA. The record is from the annotation of a GenBank genome assembly. Lineage: Eukaryota; Metazoa; Rotifera; Eurotatoria; Philodinida; Philodinidae.
AUGCUUAUUUUUAUUGGUGCACUUGUUUUCUAUCUUGAAUUAACUUUAGAACAAUUUACUAGUGCUGGUCCACUAGCUGUUUGGAACGUCAAUCCAUUAUUACGAGGUGUUCCAUCAUUGGGCAACGUUGCAUAUUUUAAUGCUUUAUUUCCUUAUGUAAUGUUAAUUGUCUUAAUUAUUCGUGAAGCAACAUUGAGUGGUGCUAUUGAAGGUAUUAAAUUAUAUAUGGGAACAGUUAAUUUCAGUGCAUUAAAAAAUUCCUCUUUUUCUAUUAUGGAAACAAAAAUGGCUCGUAUUAUUGAUGAAUAUAAAAUAUAUUUAAAUACGCCAAAGAAAAUUGUUAUAUUUUGA